ACAGAUGUCAAGUGGACAUCCAAAAUUGAAACUUAACCUUAAAACUUGAUCAAAAGAGGUAUUGAAAAGUUGUUUUAAUAUUCCUGAAAUAUGGCUCAAAAUACGAAAGAUACCGAUGAAACUGAUAUUCAGACUUUAGAUUCGAUCUUCAAAGAAGGUUUGGAGAAUUAUAAUUCGAUCAUAAGCAGUGAUCAACCCACAAACAGCAAUGAGUUGCAGACAAAAAUAAAGAAAACCAUGAAAACCUUUGAACAAGCAACUAGGCUUGUGUCUAUAUCCAGUAUAUUUAGCACAAAUGAAGGAAUUGAAGAAAUUAGCACCAAUGAUUUACAGUAUUUUCUGUUGCCAGCGUUUUUAGGAUCCCUUACUCUAAAAUUAACUUCAAAAGAAAGAAAAGAUAUAGUUGAUGUAGCUGAAAUUUACUUUAAAGAUUUUUUAAAAAGAUGUAAUGAUUAUGGAAUGGGCAGUAAUCAAUUCAAAGAUAAAAGUGAGGAGAAGGAGAAAAAAGAAAAAACAGAAUUUGAGAAAUUAGAAUAUUCUGUUAAUACUAGAGCAAAUAAAAUUCAGAGAUUUAAAGAACAAAAAGAACUAAAGUCCAAAUUAGAAGAUUUAAAGAAAAACAUGGAAAAUGAACAUGCCGAUGAAGAAAUAAAAAGAGAAUACUUUCUAACUAUGAUAAAACUGUUUAUGCAUGAAGCAAUAGACGAAUUAAACAGUAUUGAUAUGGAAAAACCGAUCUUAGAACACAUGGCUAAUAUGAAAAAUGAAGAAAAACCUCAACCCAAAAGACCCCCUCCUCCACUGAAGCCAAUUGUGAUAACAAAAGAUGACAUACAGAAAGCUGUUUUUGGAGCUGGUUAUCCAUCAUUGCCGAUAAUGACUGUGGAAGAAUUUUAUCACAAAAGAGUAGAGGACGGUAUUUUUCCUGAUCCAACUAAACCGAAGAAAGGUCCAACGACUUUACAACAAGCCGCCGCCGCCGGUUUAUCUUUAAAUCAAGAGGAGAAAGAAAAAGAAGAAACUGAAAAAUUAAUUGAAGAAGAUAGUGAUAAACAUAUCGCAAGAAUGAGGAGCAGAGAUGAAUUUAAAGAUGAACACAGAAGAGGUUGGGGUAACAGAAUGAAUCGAAGUUAAGAAAUGGUUAAUGAAGUAAAUACAUGUAUAUAUUUACUAAUAGUUUUUUCUAAAAUAUGUUUCAAAAUACAUACACAAUGGCUACAUUAAAAGUAUUUUACAAACUGAUGUACAACGUUAAUCAAUCGUUAUACAUGGUUUGAUGUCUUUAUGAUAGUAUUUAUAAGGAUUUUUGAUGAACUGGUAUUUCAAAUGCCUAUCGAAAAUUGACGCUACAUUGAUUUAGAAACUUUAGUAAUUUACUGUUUCUAUAGAUUGGUAUAUUUUAUGUUAUAUUCACAACAACCAAUCUAAAAAGUUUUGUUCAGUAACUAAUAUCAAUUACUGUUUUGUUACUAGCACCGCUUUUAAUUUUUGCCUUUAAAAGUAUUACACAAUAAAAGUUUCAAAAAAUAUUAUUAGAUAUCUAACAUAAAAUCCACUUGUAGUUUAUCUGAUACUUAAUUAUGUCUAAUUUGACUAUUAACACUGACUGAAAUAAAAAAAAUCAAAUAAUGCAACUAUUUUUCUCGAAUAUUUGUUGAUCAAUAUAAAACACUUUCAAGCACCUUUUCCAAUCCUCUAAAGUUAUUCUGAUACAUGCUUUUUGGUAUGAUAUUGAUCUUCACCUUUUCGAUGCUGAUGAUAUAUUUUUAUUGGAAUGAUUGAGCUUUAAUGACAUAACCAUAUUCAUUUAGGUAAUUUCAAUGAUCUCUAAAGUCUAUUAAUAAUUCCUAGUUGGAAUUAAAUCCAUGUUUUUAGUAGAUUUUUGUAUAUAAAAAAAAUUUCAACGUUUCAAACUAAACAUUUGGCAUUCAAAUGAUUUUGUAAGAAAAGGUUUACAUUCACCAUUUCCCAAGUGGGUAUCUUUCAACUUUCUAUCUAUGCAAGAUAAAACCCAUUUAACAAGCCUAUGAAACCGUUUGGGUGCUACAGCUUUUGGUCAUUGAAAAGACCUACAAAAUUUUUUUUUCAUUGCUUCAAGGUUUCAAUGUUGAGUUGCUGGUAUGUGGUCAUAAUUUGAUUGAAGCUUGUUUCCUGAUAUCAGAAAGAAAAUGAAAAAUUGAAUGUGUGCCCAGUUCCUGAAAUUGGAAACAAUUUAAUUGUUAUUUUUUGAAUGUGCUAUUCAUAUAAAAUAAUAUUGUAUAAUAGGUGAAUUCUGACCAUUAUGAAAAAUAUUGGAAUUUUGCAAGUUUAAGGAUUGAGUUGUGAUUUUUUUGUUUGUAUUUUUUUAUAACUAUUUAUUAAAAUGUCUAACUUUUGAUAGUUGGUUUACAUUUCAAAAUAUCCUAUUCCAUUGGGAGGACUAGACAUUUUAACUAAUUUCUAUUUAUACGGAGUGACCAGAAAUAUAAUGAACUGAAUUUAAAAAAUAUUGAUUAUAGUAGAGUAGAUCUCCAAACUACUUAUUUUUGUCCUGCUUAUUACUACAUGCAAUCAGUAUGUAUAGUCAAAUAUACAAUAUACAAUUUUCUUUGAUAAUUAUUUUCUGUGUUUGUAGGAACUACUAUAACUUAAUAUAUCUCACCCCUAUUUCAAUAGUACCAAGCUCAUAAAUGCUAAUUUUAUAGGAUAAGCCAAAAAAAAACGAUUUUAAGUGAGAUUUGUUUUGGAUCAGUUAAUUAGGUGUACCAAAUUCGGUGCACAUUCAGUUUGAAGAUAUCUUUACUGAUUAGUGAUGUAAAAUCUACAGACAACUUUAAACAAAAUUUUUUAGUGAUAUCACACUAAUGUUAAUGUUAAUUUUAUUUAGACUUGUUGAGUUAGAGCUUGGGGCGAAUAAAACGAAAUAUAUGACUUUAUUUGUAAUUUAACUUAAUAUAAUAUAAAAAAAUGUUUACAGUAAAAAUCACCUUACAAGGUUGCGUUUAAACUUAAGUAAAUUUCCGUUUAAUGAGAGGAAGAACAACAUAACAAUUUUCGACUUUGUAGAUUUCCAUUUAUGUCUCUGUCAAAGUUUUUGCCGAUCUCUAUAUUAAAAAAAUCAGUGUGAGUUAUGGCACCACAGCUUUGAUUUUUAUAACAUCUCCCGACGAAAUGAGAUGACAUACUGGCUUACAGUACUGUUGAUGGUUCAUACAGACGCGAGUAAUACACUUGGCGUUUCAUGCAGAAUCUGUUAGUACUAAUGAUAUGGUACUAUUAAAACCUGUAACAUCAUCUUAAGGUAUACAUUGGACGGAAAAUGACAAUUUUGAAUUUUUUUUGGAUAUGGCACUAUUGAAGUAGGAGUGCGAUAUAAAUAUACAUUUAAAAACGAUCCGUCAAGUCCAAUGGUUUUGUUAUUUUAAAACUUUGUGUUUGCUCAGUGUUCUCAAAUAGAUUCACUUCUAGCUCGUUCGGUGGUUUUAAAGUCUGAUGGAGUAGGCGUAAUACUUUAGACUGAAACCUCUAUAAUCUUUAGAUGAAAUUUGGCUGUCGUCCCUCAUAACUGGAUCCUAUAAGGUCCAUAUUGGCUUGAAGGCGAGUUUGUAAACUAGGAGUUUAUAUUGCAUACCUAGUCUUGUUAUAAUAUUUUCUCCAAUUUGUUUUAGUUUAUUCAUCGAAAAUUUUACUAAAAAGGUUUCAGAGACAUGUCUGUCGACUAUCGUUCAGGGAAUAAAAAGACAAUAGAAUGUAAGACUUGUCUAUAUUUUCAUUCAAUAAAUAAUAAAUACGAUCUAAUUACUGCUAGUAAUACUCGUUAAGAGCAACAAUAACAUAUUGCACAAUUAAAUAAAUAUUAACAAAAUAUUUUAAAUGAACAUUGUACGUUUCAGUUGAAUUUACACAUGAAGAAUACAUUUUUCAAACAAUAUUAUGAUUUUUUCGAAAUUUUUAAAUUGAUACUUCUUUUCCUUCUAAAAAGAAUAUUUAUGGCUUAAAUUUUAUAGGUUAUACAAAUAUUUUUGAGUUUUGAUAUACAGGGGAAUAAUAAUUACAUUAAAAAAAAAAUAAAUCACAGUCAAAAGUAUUCAUGUAUAUAUCUUUUACAUUUGCUAUAAAAAUAUUUAGGAAUGUUAAUAUAUACUCAUGGGAAUAAAAAUAAUAUUGUGCAUUGAAAACAAUUUGAAAAAUCUUUAUUUUAAUUAGAUUUUAUUUGUAAUAAAAUAAUAUAUUAUAAAAAUGAAAUUAACUAUUGGAAUGUGAUAAUAAACACACUGUUUACACUACCACUACACCAACAUUCAAAAUUAGACUGACCGAGGCGCGUUUUGAUAACCAAAUUAUUAUCUUCAGAAAAGAAGAAUAUAAAUUGGUUAUCGAAACGCGCCUCAGGCAGUGUAAUUGCGAGUGUUAGUGUAAACAGUGUGCUCAGUAUGAAUAUCACCAACGGUUCCAAACAUUCCAACUUAAUUGGAAUGUGAUGUUAAUGUAAAUUAUUGUUCAAAAUGAACUAACCCAUUUUCCCAUGAAUAAUUAUUUGUGACUUAUAACAAAAAUGCAGUAAUUUUUUCUCCAUAGUCUAUUCAAUACUGUUUACAAUAGACGUCAGACAGUGUUGGUGUAAACAGUAUGAAUAUCACCAACAGUUCCAGAAAUUCCAACUUAGUUAAAACGUUUUUAUACAUGAAGAGACCAUAAUGAUAUUUGCUACUACAUUUAGACCAGCAUUAAAGUAGAAAUAAAACUCAAUAGUCUAUUUAGAAACUAUGAAAAUAUACUUUACUUUGAAAUUUAUUACAAAUUGUGGUCAUUCUGGCAGAUAAUGGUAUUUUAUUUUCAUUUAAUUAAGUUAUGUAUAUUUUUUGACAUAUAUACACAACAUAAAAUUUUAAAUUUUGUAUGUGGCAACUCUGUGC
Molecule: messenger RNA, 4895 nt
Organism: Diorhabda sublineata
Lineage: Eukaryota; Metazoa; Arthropoda; Insecta; Coleoptera; Chrysomelidae
Gene: Tap42
Product: immunoglobulin-binding protein 1
Exons: 4
Coding region: 91-1134 (347 amino acids)
Biological process (GO): regulation of dephosphorylation; regulation of signal transduction
Cellular component (GO): cytosol
Molecular function (GO): protein phosphatase 2A binding
Source: RefSeq, a predicted model, not a curated record